This is a messenger RNA of Melanaphis sacchari, 1172 nucleotides long. RefSeq lists its product as uncharacterized. NCBI's taxonomy places the organism in Eukaryota, Metazoa, Arthropoda, Insecta, Hemiptera, Aphididae. The transcript has 3 exons. The coding region runs from base 1 to 858 and encodes 285 amino acids. The record is from RefSeq and is a predicted model, not a curated record.
AUGGACCUGAUGAAAAUCAGCGUCGUAUUGUACAUCUCACUCAUAUUAAUACUCAAUAAGUAUUCGGAUUGUACGACUCAUCCUAGGGUCAAAAUGUACGGCCCUAAAGUGACAGUCAUAGAUCGUCGGAAACCUGAAUCAAAAAUUGGACAAGACGUAAUUAAUGAGGUAAAAAUGAUUUCUCAACCCGAAGACUUUUUGGGCGAACCUAGCUGCCUUGAAUUGCGUCUAAUGUGGCGCACAUAUCAGCGGCAAAAUCAAUUGACACAGUCGGCCAACAAUUUACCGCUGACUUUCGAUCCAUUUGCAUUCAAUACGUGGGAAGAUUACAUCAAGCCAAGAUAUAUAAACAGACAAAAAUCACUGAUGUUUGAAAGAACCAUGCCAGACAGGUUUCAUGUUUACAGGCAACUUAGACCGUUUGAAAAAAUUGCUAGGCUGACCACUACAACGAGGGCUAUCAUGGACGAUCAGUUGACGAGAAAAGCAAAUUUAUUUCGUUUGGGUUAUCAUCCCUUAACUAAAAUACCCGUAAUUGCCAUGCGCCUAACGGCCAAAGACAGAUUUCAAGAACUCAAAGAACUGAUGCGCCACGAAAAAUCGAACAAUUACCCAACGGGAGACGCCGAAGACGAACCGUUUUCCUCCGUACCGAUCACCGCGGCGUCGGUCACUUCCAAUGGCACUGCAGGCAAAAAGCGGCCAGGCUACGAGUCGUUGAUGUCGCGACCCAGGCACUUUUCACAAGGGCACUAUAUGAACGUGAAACCUAAUGGUGAAGAGAUCGACGAUACUGUGACAGUUACACCACAGUAUAAAUCUUCGCCACUUAACAGACCAUGGAAUUCUAGAUGGUAAAUGUCAUAAAGACAAUAUUGCGUCGACAGUAAAGCCCAGAAUACCUAAGUACACAAUAUUAUGUUCAUAUAUAUUCAAAGCAAAUCCAACGUCCAUUCACAGAAACUUAUCAUUUGUCUUCCUUCCGGCGAUGAAUUACCUGAUCUGUUACGCUUGUUCUUGUGUAUAAAUAAAACAAGAUUAAGGUAAGCAUAGAUAUACUUAUUGUUCAUCAUAUUAUAUUGAUUACAUUUUAAACUAACAAUUAAUUUAAUUAAUUUUUUGUGUAAAUUAUUAUUAAUUUUGAAUGCCUGUUAAAAUCGUGUUUCUUAAUA